AUGUUCUCUCGAGCUAUUCGAUCCUUGCCAUCCCAGGUCCAUGCGGCUCGCGGCUUACCCCAGCGGUUCGCAGUCCAGGCGCGGUUGAUGGCCUCCGUCGUGAACGGGGGACCCAUGUCAGCCAAGGCUCCUGCUGCUCCAUCUGUCAACGAACGUGCCACCCUCACCAUCCGUGACGGGCCCGUUUUCCAUGGAAAGUCGUUUGGAGCAAAGUCCAACAUCUCUGGCGAGGCCGUCUUCACCACCUCUCUCGUCGGCUACCCAGAGUCCCUCAGUGACCCAUCCUACCGUGGUCAGAUUCUUGUCUUCACCCAGCCGUUGAUAGGCAACUACGGCAUCCCAUCUGCCGAACGUGACCAGCAUGGUCUUCUCAAGUACUUUGAGUCCCCUAGUCUCCAGGCCGUCGGUGUCGUCGUUGCAGACGCCGCUCUCAAAUACAGUCACUGGACCGCCGUCGAGAGCUUGAGCGAAUGGUGCAUCCGAGAGGGUGUCCCUGCCAUCUCCGGCGUUGACACCCGCCAGAUUGUCACCUAUCUCCGUGAACAGGGCUCGUCUCUCGCUCGAAUCACUGUCGGCGAGGAGUACGAUGCCGACCAGGACGAGGCCUUUGUCGACCCGGAGCAGAUCAACCUCGUUAAAAAAGUCAGCACCAAGUCUCCCUUCCACGUCAGUGCCGCAAACAGCACCUCUCACGUCGCUGUUAUUGACUGUGGAGUGAAAGAGAACAUCCUCCGAAGUCUCGUCAGCCGUGGAGCUAGUGUGACGGUCUUCCCUUACGACUACCCGGUCUACAAGGUUGCCCAUCACUUUGAUGGUGUUUUCAUCUCCAACGGUCCCGGUGACCCAACCCACUGUACGCAGACCGUCCAUACCCUUGCCAAGUUGAUGAAGACCUCCCAAAUCCCGAUCAUGGGUAUCUGUCUUGGCCACCAGCUCCUGGCUUUGGCCGUUGGAGCCCGUACCGUCAAGUUGAAGUAUGGUAACAGAGCUCACAACAUCCCUGCCAUGGACCUGACCACCGGCCGCUGUCACAUCACCAGUCAGAACCACGGUUACGCUGUCGAUGCCAGCACCCUUCCAAGUGACUGGAAGCCAUACUUUAUCAAUCUCAAUGACGAUAGCAACGAGGGAAUGAUUCACACAUCCCGACCUAUCUUCAGCACUCAAUUCCACCCCGAAGCCAAGGGAGGGCCUCUCGACUCGUCUUAUCUGUUCGAUAUCUACCUCGACAGCGUCCAAAAGUACAGGUCCAGCCAGGCGGUCCACCAACCUGGACGAGAUAACCGUCCCAGCCCUCUCUUGGCUGACCUCCUUGGAAACGAGCGAGUCGGCGUCAGUAUCACCCGCAACUCUCAGCCUGCCGCAACUCCUGUAGAGCCACUUUCACAGACUCUUGCUGCUGCCACUGCCUGA
Microsporum canis CBS 113480 is the source of this 1413-nucleotide messenger RNA. Its product is annotated as carbamoyl-phosphate synthase arginine-specific small chain. Lineage: Eukaryota; Fungi; Ascomycota; Eurotiomycetes; Onygenales; Arthrodermataceae. Gene Ontology annotation, molecular function: carbamoyl-phosphate synthase (glutamine-hydrolyzing) activity. The record is from RefSeq and is a predicted model, not a curated record. Gene Ontology annotation, cellular component: carbamoyl-phosphate synthase complex; cytoplasm. Gene Ontology annotation, biological process: 'de novo' pyrimidine nucleobase biosynthetic process; L-arginine biosynthetic process; L-glutamine metabolic process. The transcript is spliced from 2 exons. Bases 1 to 1413 code for a protein of 470 amino acids.